AUGUAAAAUUAUUUUAGAGUUGUCAAUUGUUUACAAUUUACUUUAAAGUUGGAUGAUAAAUUGCAUGUAAAUUGCAAAUAAAAAAAACUAUGGAGCCUCAGUGUCAAUUUUAUGUAGUAAGAAAAAAGCGUCUUUGCAGAAUGACAGUGCGACCCGGAAAUCAAUAUUGCGGUGAACAUAACCCAUUGCCCAAAGAUGAUCUUUGUCAAGAUGACAGUCGCAUCCCUUGCCCAAAUGAUCCAAAGCACACUUGCUAUGUGAGGCGACUGGAGAAACAUCUAUCAAUAUGCAAUGCACGACCUCAGGAUGAUCCAGACUACAUUGUUAGAAAUGUAAACUGCCCGCCUGACAGUGGAGCCUGCCCCAGGCGACCUCUCACUCAAUACACAACAUGCCAAAUACAACAUGUCAUUGACAAAAUCAACUCUUUAUACAAAGAGAAUGUAGAGGGCAAUAUUGACAGUGCACCAGAUAUGGCAAUACAUAGUGCUGUGCUGGAAGAGUUCACGACAGCUGGACGCACAGAGAGCUCCCUGCGCCACUUGCGGCAGGCCUCCAGCAUCCUGCACCUGGUGGAGGCGGAGGGUUUAGUGCAAGAGGGCACUUGCUAUGUGGAGCUGGGAGCCGGGAAAGGUCAGCUGUCUGUGUUUGCGGCGCGGGCGUGGUGCGGUGAGGGUGGCGAGAGCGGCGACAGCAGCGUGGUGCUGGUGGAACGCGCGGCGCUGCGCCAUAAGCGCGACAACCGGCUGCGCGCGGGCACCGCGCACCGCCUGCGCGCCGAUCUCGCGCACCUCGUGCUGGGCCGCGCGCCCGCCGUGCGCGGCGCUCGCUUCGUCGUCGCACUCGCCAAGCAUCUGUGCGGCGUCGCCACUGAUUAUGCCCUGCGGUGUGUGGUGGGCGCGGGGGGUGAGACGGGCGAGGCGAGGGCGGCGGGCCUAGUGAUGGCCACCUGUUGCCACCACCGCUGCGAGCUGUCCGCAUACGUCGGCGAGCUGCAGGAGUUGGGGAUCAGCGAUGAAGAGUUCAACAUAAUGUUGGGGCUGGUGUCGUGGGCGACGUGCGGGCACGGCCGCAGCCGGCAGUACCGUGCCGAGGCAGAUAUUACUGACAAUUGUAAUGAUCUCAAUGUGUCUGAAAGUGAAGAGAAUGACGAAGCAGAUGACAUGGACCAUAAACAACCUACAUUGGAGCAAGAUUCAAACAAAGCAAAGUGUGUGAAGCCGAGCGCGGGGCUGGAGGUGCAGGACAGGGCGGAGGUGGGGAGGCGCGCGAAGGCGCUGGUGGACUGGGGCCGUGUGCUGUUCCUACGAAGGCGCGGCUGGCGGGCGCGGCUGUGCCACUUCGUGCCGAGCCACGUCUCCCUCGAGAAUGUGUGUAUUGUGGCCACCGCAAUCCACUCAAAUAGUGGGGACUAAAUAAAAUACUGUCUUGCAAAUAUAUUUGUAUAUUUAUAUCAAUAUUAGAAACUAAAACAAA
Messenger RNA from Papilio machaon (common yellow swallowtail), 1476 nucleotides. RefSeq names its product tRNA:m(4)X modification enzyme TRM13 homolog. The transcript has 7 exons. NCBI's taxonomy places the organism in Eukaryota, Metazoa, Arthropoda, Insecta, Lepidoptera, Papilionidae. The record is from RefSeq and is a predicted model, not a curated record. The coding region runs from base 90 to 1415 and encodes 441 amino acids. Gene Ontology annotation, biological process: tRNA methylation.